Messenger RNA from Caenorhabditis remanei, 735 nucleotides. RefSeq lists its product as uncharacterized. The record is from RefSeq and is a predicted model, not a curated record. Gene Ontology annotation, molecular function: structural constituent of ribosome; RNA binding. Gene Ontology annotation, cellular component: cytosolic large ribosomal subunit. The transcript has 5 exons. NCBI's taxonomy places the organism in Eukaryota, Metazoa, Nematoda, Chromadorea, Rhabditida, Rhabditidae. Gene Ontology annotation, biological process: maturation of LSU-rRNA from tricistronic rRNA transcript (SSU-rRNA, 5.8S rRNA, LSU-rRNA). Bases 1 to 735 code for a protein of 244 amino acids.
AUGGCUCCAACCAAGAAAGUUCCACAAGUCCCAGAGACUGUGCUUAAGCGCAGAAAGCAGAGAGCCGAUGCUCGCACCAAGGCUGCCCAGCACAAGGUCGUCACUGCUGCUAAGAACAAGGAGAAGAAGACCCAGUACUUCAAGCGUGCUGAGAAGUACGUUCAAGAGUACAGAAACGCUCAGAAGGAAGGACUCAGACUCAAGCGCGAGGCUGAGGCCAAGGGCGACUUCUACGUCCCAGCUGAGCACAAGGUCGCCUUCGUGGUCAGAAUUCGCGGUAUCAACCAACUCCAUCCAAAGCCAAGAAAGGCUCUCCAGAUCCUCCGUCUUCGUCAGAUCAACAAUGGAGUCUUCGUCAAGUUGAACAAGGCUACUCUUCCACUUCUCCGCAUCAUCGAGCCAUACGUUGCUUGGGGAUACCCAAACAACAAGACCAUCCACGAUCUUCUCUACAAGCGUGGAUACGCCAAGGUUGACGGAAACCGUGUCCCAAUCACCGACAACACCAUCGUUGAGCAGAGCCUCGGAAAGUACAACAUCAUCUGUCUCGAAGAUUUGGCUCACGAGAUCGCCACCGUCGGACCACACUUCAAGGAGGCUACCAACUUCUUGUGGCCAUUCAAGCUCAACAACCCAACCGGUGGAUGGACCAAGAAGACCAACCACUUUGUUGAGGGAGGAGACUUCGGAAACAGAGAAGAUCAACUCAACAACCUUCUCCGAAGAAUGGUCUAA